Messenger RNA from Candidozyma duobushaemuli, 681 nucleotides. It is a transcript of the gene RPP2A, whose product is annotated as ribosomal P2 alpha domain-containing protein. The coding region runs from base 1 to 681 and encodes 226 amino acids. Gene Ontology annotation, cellular component: cytosolic large ribosomal subunit; ribosome. NCBI's taxonomy places the organism in Eukaryota, Fungi, Ascomycota, Pichiomycetes, Serinales, Metschnikowiaceae. Gene Ontology annotation, biological process: cytoplasmic translational elongation. The record is from RefSeq and is a predicted model, not a curated record. The transcript is spliced from 2 exons. Gene Ontology annotation, molecular function: structural constituent of ribosome.
AUGCAUGGUCAAGCUUUCCUUGUUCCCCUUUUGAUGGCACAGCUCUGUGCUGCUGAAUCCAUAGAAGUUGAACACACCGGUCUCUCGAAAUCAACGUUUAUCUUCUUUGGCGUUGCCUUGGUCAUUUUUGGCGGUAUUUUCUUGGUGAGGGCUUGCGAAGAUGAAUUCAGAAAGAAACCCACUGACGAAGAGUCCGCUGAGAAUGAAGAAGUCUCUCAAAAAGCUUCAUAUGCUACAGAUGAUGAGAAGCAGGAGUUUUUGGAAAAGCCCCAACGUAGGGCGCCAACCACGAAAGAGUUGGUUUCUGAACUCAAGAUGUGGGUUGGAACAGCGGGGGUUUUGGCUGUCGCCGGUGUGAAAUACUUAGCUGCUUACUUAUUGUUGGUCAACGCCGGUAACACCGCCCCAGCUGCUGCUGACAUCAAGAAGGUCUUGGAGUCCGUGUCCAUCGAGGUCGAGGACGACAAGGUCGAGAAGCUCUUGGCCGAGGUUGAGGGCAAGAACGCCGAGGAGUUGAUUGCCGAGGGUACCGAGAAGUUGUCUUCUGUUCCAACUGGUGCUGCUGCCGGUGGUGCCGCCGCUGCCGGUGGUGCUGCUGCUCCUGAGGCUGCUGCCGAGAAGGAGGAGGAGGCUGCUGCCGAGGAGUCUGACGACGACAUGGGCUUCGGUUUGUUCGACUAA